Messenger RNA from Bemisia tabaci, 2203 nucleotides. RefSeq names its product venom serine protease Bi-VSP. Lineage: Eukaryota; Metazoa; Arthropoda; Insecta; Hemiptera; Aleyrodidae. The record is from RefSeq and is a predicted model, not a curated record. Gene Ontology annotation, biological process: proteolysis. Gene Ontology annotation, molecular function: serine-type endopeptidase activity.
CCCGCCGAAGUCUCAGUAAUUAUCGCUCACGUUUGCGCUGUGACGGUCGGUUGGCGCAACAUCAUUUGUUAUAGUGUAAAAUAUUUUGAUUUAAGUAUUCAUUAAUAUAUAUUUAUUAGUGUUUUUUGUGAAUUUUACACAAAUUGAUCGUAGGCACCACAAUCGCCCGGAAUCAACCUUACUAACAUUCAAUUUUCACAAUCACUGUUUUUCAAGAUCCUUCCAAGUUUACCAAAGACCUGGUCUUUGAAAACAAAGGAAAUGCUGAAAUCUAAAAGAGGUCAUGGCGUUUGUAAUCACUUUUAGGUACAGUCUCUGAAAUAGCCUCAAUUAUGCCGUGCCUCAAAUUCAUUAAGGAAGUUACUUUCUUCACAUCAUUGCUCUUAAGUCUUCAGUGUACACUUCAAGCACCACAAAAUGACGUGUUGACAUCCGGCCGCGGUGAGCGCUGUUUCACACCGAGCAAUGAAGUGGGGACCUGUGUGCGGUUGGAGGACUGUCAGUCCCUCCUGGCCCUCGGUCAGAAGCCGGCCCAAUCGCGAGCAACGUACUACCUCGAGAAAUCCACCUGCAAGACUGAUAACCUGAAGUGCUGCCCAAACCGGGAUUUGAAAAAUCCAUCCCGUCCCACCUCCAGCACCCAAAAUUCAGCCCCCAUAGAUUUUCCCACGAAUGCACCGAAUUCAACCGAAUUCGUUACUCCGGUUUGGCCGCCAACAUCGGGUUCCAGACCGUCGACGACAAGCUCCAGACCGACGACUGAAUCCAGACGGCCGACCUCUUCAUCCAGACCAACGACUACUAGAGCGACAUGGACUACGUCAACAACCGCAGAGUCCAGGCGAACAACGACCGCGUCUGGUUCAACGACAGAUGAGUUUCGGCCGACAACAAGAGGGUCUCAAUCAACAACCACUAUGCGGUCGAAGACGACCUCGGGGCCGAAUAAGUCGCAAAACUUGACAAGAAUCAACGAGAGAAUGAAACUGUUGCCGUCUGAUUGCGGGAAGAGAGAAGUGUCUCCGCUUCAAAGAAAAGUCGUGGGAGGUGAACCUGCUGUUUUAGGCGAAUAUCCAUGGAUUGUGGCACUGGGAUUCCGGAAUCAAUUUAUUGCGGAUGCUGUCCCGAAGUGGAGUUGUGCGGGCACUUUGAUUACUGACAGACACGUUGUAACUGCUGCUCACUGCGCCAGAAAUGGUAGAAACAUGAUCAUGUUUGUAGCGAGGGUUGGCGAGUUAAAUCUUGAUGAAAAUGUACAAGAUGGUGCGUCGCCAGAGGACAUACCGAUCAAAAAAGUGAUCGUCCAUCCGAGCUAUGAUCGAGGAUUAAUAGUUUCAUCUUAUGCAAAUGAUAUUGCUAUGGCCGUUCUGGAGAGAAGCGUGUCAUUCUCCAGAAAUGUUGGACCGAUUUGUUUACCCGUUUUGCAAGAAAAUAGGAAUCGCCUCUUUGAGGGCCAGCUGUCACAAAUCGCUGGCUGGGGAUCAAAAGAAUUCCGUGGACCAGCUACUCUGGAGCUCUUGCGCGCUCAGCUGCCUGUGGUUUCUACAGCUCAGUGUAAAACAGCAUAUGCGGAAGAAAGGAGCGCUGUUAUUGACGAACGGGUGAUUUGUGCGGGUAUAGACACCGGCGCAAUCGACACUUGUCAGGGUGACAGCGGUGGACCUCUGAUGACAGAGUUGAAUGAUACAUUCAAUUUGAUCGGCGUCGUUUCUUUUGGAAUUGGCUGUGGAAAAGCGAACACCCCUGGCGUAUAUACGAGGACAACAGCGUUUCUCGAUUGGAUCUUAGACGUAAUAGAAAAUCAGUCGACGCGGUAGCCAAGACUGUGAAACAAUGAGUCUUUGAGCAGUUUGAACCUAAAGAACCUCUGGGGAAUUGGAUUUUGUAAAUCCACAGGAAGAAAAUAACACCAACCGUUCGUUCGCCGAUUGAAGACAAAAAUGAGUCAAUUUCUCCAUCAUCGUUACUAUAAGGACGUAUCUAUUCAGAAACUAGUUGCGAACCCUCACGAUUUUAUCGUGUGUUUUUUUGUUGGCACCAUGUGCUUCGAUCACUAUCUAAUAAAAUACAUUGUCCACCCAGAUAUUAUGUGUAAGCAUUUGGAGAUCAAAUGUUUAGCGCUAAAAGAUCCGCUAUUGUAUUGCAAUGUAAAAAAGAAUAUAAUGAAAUACAUAAAAAAUGAAAAAUCAGGUGAAUACAGUUA